UAGGUGUUUGUCACAUGUGCUAUGUACGGGUGGGUACGUAUAAAUUCAUUGUGAAAUUUUUGUUUUGUCACUAAUAAAAAUGCAGUCUCUAUUAUCCGGACAUAACGAAUGUUUUCUGUUGUACGGAAGUACUAAGUCGGGAAAAUUAGUGAAAACUCGAAAAAGAGACAGGGAUUACAUCGGUUUCGCCACGCUGCCGGAUCAAAUCCACCGGAAAUCGGUGAAGAAAGGCUUCGAUUUCACUCUGAUGGUCGUCGGCGAUUCCGGCCUGGGAAAAUCCACCCUAAUCAACAGCCUGUUCCUCGAGGAUCUCUACAAAAACCGAAAGAUCCCCGACGUCAACGAGAGGCUAACCAAGACCACGGUCAUCGAGAAGAAGACCAUGGAAAUCGAAGAAAGAGGCGUCAAAUUGAGGUUGACUGUGGUGGAUACGCCAGGAUUUGGGGACGCGGUGAAUUGCGAAGACAGCUGGAAGAUUUGCAUAAAUUACAUCGACGAGCAAUUCAGGCAAUAUUUUACAGACGAAAGCGGUUUGAAUCGAAGAAAUAUCCAAGAUAAUAGGGUGCAUUGUUGUUUGUACUUUGUACCACCUUGGGGUCAUAGUUUAAGGCAAAUGGAUUUGGAACUGAUGAAGAGACUGCACCACAAAGUCAACAUAGUCGUAGUAAUAGCGAAAGCAGAUACCCUUACACAACCCGAAAUAGCCAAAUUGAAAGUCAACAUUCUCAACGACAUUCGCAACAACGACAUUCAAAUGUACGAAUUCCCUGAAUGCGAUAGCGACGAAGACGACGAGUUCAAGCAGCAGGACAGGGAGCUGAAAGCCAGCAUUCCAUUCGCCGUAGUCGGCAGUAACACGGUGCUCGAAAUAGCCGGAAAGAAGAUCAGAGGAAGGCAGUACCCGUGGGGCGUCGUGGACGUGGAGAACCCCAAACACAGCGAUUUCAUCAAGCUCAGGACGAUGCUGAUAUCCACGCACAUGCAGGACAUGAAGGACGUUACCGAGGACGUGCAUUACGAGAAUUUCAGGACGCAGUGCAUCUCGCAGAUAUCGCAGCACGCGAAAGAACGGGGCAAGCUCAAACGCGAAUCGGUUCCUUAUGAGGCGGAUAUUUCCGAUACUGACAGGCUGUUGAUACAAAAAGACGAAGAGAUUCGACGUAUGCAGGAAAUGCUGAAGCAAAUGCAGGAGAAACUGAAAGUGGACGCUCAAGAUAACAAUAAGAAACACGAAAGUAUUAUCGAUGUGUAGAUUUAUUUAUAAUUUUUUUUGUAUAUUUAAGACCAAAGACAUCUAAUCUAGUUAAGUGUUUUUAUUUCUUUUUAUAUUUUUAACAAUAUAUGCGCAAUGUAUGUUAUAAAAAAAUUAAUCAUUUUAAAUGAAACUUUUACAGUGCAUUUUUUAUAUACCAAUCCUUAAAAACCCUAAUAGGAACUAUCGUGUAAUAAGCAAUAAUAAUUGAUAAAUUCGAUAUUAGUAGUUCAAAAACCCUGAAUCUCCUAGUAAAUCUCUUCCAAUAAGAUUCAUAAACAAAUCCAAUAUUAUUAAACACACAAGUUUCUACGUAAUCAUAUUAGAUAUACUACUAAUAGGUUAAUAUAUCAACCAUUUGAGUGGAAUUAUGAAUACACAGAUAAAUUUAUCUGUUAGAUAAUACUUCAAAUAAAUGAACAGGAAGCUGUUGUAUUACCUUAUAAUUAGUUAACUCGAAGAUAACCCACUCUUACCUAAGCAUUGAUAAAUCCACCCUAAAUUCAAGACUACAACCUCAAAUUUUACUAACGAAAUUUCUUCCGAAUUCCUCAAUAACGUAAACCAAUUUCAUCGCGGCCAGUCUCGUAUCUUCAUCAGUUAUUUCCCAAUACGUGGCCAGCCUCAAAUAAUCCAUGCCGCUUCUAGCGGACACAACCAGCGAUACUUUCACCGGAUCGCCCUCUUCGAUUUCCCUCAAUCGCCGGGAAAACUCGGCGAUGCCGCGACUGGGAUGUCGAUAAUACAAUUUGAUGAUGUUCGUUUCAACUUCUUUUAAAUCUACCCAAGCCACUGGCGACUUCAAAUCCGCUAUAGCU
This is a messenger RNA of Phyllotreta striolata, 2070 nucleotides long. NCBI's taxonomy places the organism in Eukaryota, Metazoa, Arthropoda, Insecta, Coleoptera, Chrysomelidae. The record is from the annotation of a GenBank genome assembly.